AAAGCACUCUGACAGUUGCCCGUGAAUCCACUGACAAAAAGCUCUCUAUUCCCUCACCCCCAAAAGUGGCAGAAGCCUACUCGAAAACCCAUCUUCCCCUUGUCUGCCUUGUGUUCUGCCAUACUCUUUCUGUUAUAUUUUCUUUUCUUGUCACGAAAUGAACGGCCCUGAUUAACUGGGUAUUUCAAGCUUUCUUAUGAUUUAUCUCUGCCAUUAUCCGUCCUUCCUUUUCUUCCUCACUUGCCAAGUUAUCAUCUAAGUUCCGAACACCCUUUCACUUCCGUAGUGGAAAAAAUAACAAAUGGGUACUAUUAAAUUGUUUGUAUCUUCACUUCUUCUGUUAGUUGUUGUUGUUGUUGAUAGGCUUUUACCGAGAGCAGAAUCCAAGACGUACUGGGGAGAUACAGAAGUGUUGAAACAACUGAAAAAUGGAGUCGACACGAACUCGGUUAGUCCAGGUUCUUGCUUGAGUUCCUGGAACUUUACAGUAGACCCAUGUGACAGCCUCUUCAGUGAACGAUUCACCUGUGGUUUCAGGUGCGACCUUACGGUUUCCGGGUUGAGUCGUGUCACGGAAGUUGGUCUUGACUCGGCUGGUUAUGCUGGUGUUCUCUCUUCCGUUUCCUGGAAUCUCCCUUACUUGCAAACGCUUGACCUCUCAAACAAUUUCUUCUCCGGGUGGAUUCCAGGGUCAAUCGCCAACAUGACUCAGUUAACUCGACUUGGUCUUUCAAGCAAUACAUUCUCCGGUGAAAUACCUGCCUCGAUUGGGUUGUUGCGUAGCCUUGAAGAACUGUACCUCGAUAACAACAACCUGCAAGGCCCAAUUCCUGCGAGUUUCAAUGGUCUUGUUAGCUUGAAAAGGCUUGAAAUGCAUUCAAACCACCUAUCUGGUGAGUUACCCGACCUGGGUUCACUCAAAAACUUGUAUUUUCUUGAUGCAAGUAACAAUGCCAUUUCUGGGUAUCUCCCUACAACGCUGCCACCAUCCUUGGUCCAAAUCUCGAUGAGAAACAACAUGAUUGAACGCACAAUCCCUCAAAGUCUUCAAUAUUUGAGCUUUUUGCAAGUAUUAGACCUGAGUCACAACAAACUCACCGGCUCAGUCCCUUACUUCCUCUUUAACCAUCCAUCUCUCCAACAACUCAAUCUAGCAUUCAACUCUUUUACAUCUGUACAAUCUCCCUCUAAUGUAGGCACCCAAAGUGAGCUCAUUGCCGUCGAUUUGAGCAAUAACGAGCUCGAAGGCUGGUUACCUCCCUUCUUGCCAUUAAUGCCAAAGCUGUCAGCUUUAUCCCUAGAAAACAACGAGUUCUCGGGCAUGAUCCCGGUCCAGUACGCAUUGAAAACGGUUCUGCCUGGAUCCGGCAUAGCCCCGUUUGCAAGGCUUUUGCUUGGAGGGAACUACUUGUUCGGACCACUUCCAGGGCCCUUGCUGGUACUCAAACCAGAUACUGCAAAUGUCAGCCUUGCUGACAACUGCUUGAUUAGGUGUCCACUGCGUUUCUUUUUUUGCCAAGGUGCUAACCAGAAAUCUUUAAUGGAAUGUAAGAGAUUUAGCCCUGCAAUCCCUUGAUUUAUGUAAUUAAUUCCAGCAAUGCUUUUUAGUUGAAACAUUGAUGUGUUUCUUCCUUGUCUCCUCUUUCUCGAACUUUCUGGUUGGGCUGUUAGUUUCGGUUUGUUAGUGCGAAAUCGAAAGAUCUUUCACUUAAUAGACACAGUAAUCAUGGCAAAAU
Molecule: messenger RNA, 1736 nt
Organism: Durio zibethinus
Lineage: Eukaryota; Viridiplantae; Streptophyta; Magnoliopsida; Malvales; Malvaceae
Molecular function (GO): protein binding
Source: RefSeq, a predicted model, not a curated record